Molecule: messenger RNA, 1613 nt
Organism: Camponotus floridanus (Florida carpenter ant)
Lineage: Eukaryota; Metazoa; Arthropoda; Insecta; Hymenoptera; Formicidae
Product: developmentally-regulated GTP-binding protein 2
Exons: 5
Coding region: 265-1356 (363 amino acids)
Biological process (GO): cytoplasmic translation
Cellular component (GO): cytoplasm
Molecular function (GO): GTPase activity; GTP binding
Source: RefSeq, a predicted model, not a curated record
UUUUGGGCUAAUGGAGGAAAGGCGCUACGAUCGUCGUAAAUGAUGAAAAUCUCGUGCUUGGUGCUCGGUCGGCAUGACCAAGAUCAUUUUCACGUCAUCUUGAUAAAAAAAUUGUGAAUCCUAGUGGUUCCUAGCCAAGAGAGAGGUUUUUCAUCAUUAAAAAUCCGAAAAAAGUGACUGGACUGUACACAUAUAUCACGCACUGGGCAAAGUUGUUUGACACUUUGAUUCCUUCCUAAAUGUAAUACAUUAUCGCGCAUCGCGAUGGGGAUACUGGAAAAGAUCUCAGAAAUCGAGAAAGAAAUUGCACGAACGCAGAAAAACAAAGCUACCGAGUAUCACUUGGGUUUGCUGAAAGCGAAACUUGCCAAGUAUAGAUCCCAGCUGUUGGAACCGGCGAAAAAGUCCGAAAAAGGCGAAGGUUUCGAUGUGCUGAAGUCUGGAGAUGCCAGAGUCGCGCUAAUCGGUUUUCCAUCGGUUGGCAAAUCCACUCUACUCAGUACGUUAACUGCCACCGAAUCGGAAGCUGCGUCUUAUGAAUUUACUACCUUGACAUGUAUCCCUGGUGUUAUCGAGUACAAAGGUGCCAAUAUUCAAUUACUAGAUUUGCCUGGUAUAAUUGAAGGAGCAGCACAGGGAAAAGGACGAGGUAGACAGGUCAUAGCUGUUGCCAGAACAGCUGAUUUGGUGCUUAUGAUGUUGGAUGCGACCAAACAGGAUGUUCAACGACAACUUUUAGAAAAAGAAUUGGAAUCAGUCGGGAUAAGACUCAAUAAGAAGAAGCCGAAUAUAUAUUUCAAGGUGAAAAAAGGCGGCGGAUUAGCCUUCAAUUCAACAUGUCCUCUGACGAAAGUAGAUGAAAAACUAGUCCAAAUGAUUCUUCAUGAGUAUAAAAUCUUUAAUGCUGAGGUGUUGUUUCGUGAGGAUUGCAGCGCAGAUGAAUUGAUCGAUGUCAUCAAUGCGAACCGAGUGUACUUGCCCUGCCUUUAUGUAUAUAAUAAAAUAGAUCAAAUAUCGAUAGAGGAAGUUGAUCGGAUCGCCAGACAACCUAAUAGUGUUGUAGUUAGUUGUAACAUGAAAUUGAAUCUGGACUUUCUAUUGGAAAUAUUAUGGGAGUAUCUAUCUUUGAUAAGGGUAUACACAAAAAAGCCUGGCCAACCACCCGACUUUGAUGAUGGUCUAAUAUUGAGAAAAGGCGUAACAGUGGAACACGUGUGUCAUGCAAUUCAUCGCACACUUGCUCAACAAUUUAAAUAUGCUCUUGUGUGGGGUACCAGUACCAAGUACUCACCUCAACGAGUAGGAGCACAGCAUGUGAUGCAUGAUGAAGAUGUCGUGCAAAUAAUGAAAAAAUAAUUCGGCAAAACUUGUAAAAUCAUUGAUGAACAAAUCAUACAGUCGAUGAAGCAAUCAUACAUACAUGUAAAUAUAUAUGUAUAUAUGUGUAUGUAUGUAUGUAAAAACUAUAAGCAAAUUACUACAUCAAAUUGUAAAAUUUAAUGAUACAAUCUUAGGAUGAAUAUGCGUUUAUAUAGAUUACAUAUUUCAAAAAACUUAUAGUCUUCUGCAAAUAUUGUUUCAAUAAAUUUUGCAAAAACAAAACCAACUUAUAC